Equus caballus (horse) is the source of this 2301-nucleotide messenger RNA. RefSeq names its product lipocalin 15 (gene LCN15). Lineage: Eukaryota; Metazoa; Chordata; Mammalia; Perissodactyla; Equidae. Gene Ontology annotation, molecular function: small molecule binding. The record is from RefSeq and is a predicted model, not a curated record.
CGGCAGGAUGCCCAAAGCCAGAGGCCCACUCGAGGCUGGAAGUGUAGCCCUUGGUCCUGAGCCCCAGCAAGUGCUGGCAGUGCUGAGAGCUCUUAGCAGCCUGCCAUCCAGUGCAUGACAUCCCGCCCUAGGUUUAGCGAGAGGAGCUGGGCACAGAGGGCCUUGCUGCUGGGCAAUGGGGGAGCUGGGACUCGAGCCAGUCCUGCAGGGCCCGCGUCCUUCCGGGCCCAUGUCCUGCCCACUGCACACGUUACCGCCAGUGAGCAGGGUGCUGAUGAGGACCAAGGGACAGGAGUCAGCGAAGCUGCUUGGUUGUGGAUCCCAGGUGGGGGUGGCGACAGAGCCGCACACGGAGUCCCCUGAAGAGGUGCCCCCAGGGUGCAGCAGAGCUGCCCACCCUGCAGCCAGCAGAGCCCUCUGCCCCUAGGCUCUCCCUGCUGGGGGUCCGCCUGGUUCUGGCUGGCCUCUGGCAGCUGCUGCUUCCAGAGCUCCUGAUGGAGGCCCUGUGCUGGCAGGGUCUGCAGUUGUCCGGUGGCCAUGCCCCAAGGGGGCGGAGGCUGUGGACCCAGCAGCCCGAGAUGGGGCAGGGAGAGGGUUAGAGCACCCCAGCUCCUUUCCUGGACACCCAGACAUGUGAGGGUUUCUGGGCCCCAUCUCUGCCUUGCCCUGGGGUCUCCCCAACCUGCAGGCAGUGUGGGUGGGGUGGGCUCUGUGCGCCCCCCUGUGGCGAUAGGUGGGAAUUGGAAUUUGGCCUCGCCCUUGGUGUGCGGGGUAGGGGGCGGCGCAGCUGUGAGGGAGAACCAGCAAGGAGGGCCCCUGCUGCCUGGCCCCCUUCAGCCAGGUGAGUCAGCUCCACGGGGCUGCCUGUGCUCACGACUGUCUCCUCUGGCACCAAGGGGGGAGAGGGCUCUCUGUGAGGGACCCCAUGGAUGCUGACCCUGGGGAGCUCCUGUGGGCUCUCUGUCCUGCCCAGAAAAGCAGUCUGCAGCUGAAGCGUGCCUCUCUCCAGAGCUGGGACCAGGGCCAGGGCCAGAGUCCGGGCGGCUGGGUGUGGCAGUGUCACCUGAGCCGGCUCCUUCUCUUUGUAUCCUCCUGGGACCCACGCCUCCUGUCUCCCGCCCACGUCCCUGGAUAUUCCUCAGCAUUCAUGCUGGAUUCUGCCCUGUUCACUCUGGGAGUCGAUCCUGACCCCAGAUGACAACACCCAGAGCUAAAGGGGUGGAAUCGAGCCCGAGUGCUCAGGAACAUCUGAGAUGGAGAAACCAGCAGCAGCAUUUGUUUUGUCUUGGGCUUCACUGAAUUUUGGGAUCAGUUCAACUGCAGGAAGAGGCUGGCCGUUAAUGUUAGCUGUUGGCCGGGAGCUCAGCUGGGCGGCAAACCGGGGCGUCCACGUGGCGGCCUCCCUAUGCGGCUGCUUGGGCUUCCUUGUGGCCUCCUUCGAGUUUCUCUUCUUGUUUGGCGGUUGACUUCCAAGACACAGGAGGUGGUGGUGUCCAGGCCAGCUUGGGGCUGCUCCCAGACCUGGCCCAGCAACCCUCCUGCUGUAUUCUGUUGGCCACAGUGGUGACAAGGUCUGCUGAGGUUAAAGGGGGUGCUUCUCGAUGGGAUGUGGCAAGUCAUGCUGACCUGAAGAGGAGGAGAGGUCAGGACUGUCCCCAACUGACCUGAGACAGCAAAUAGUUCUCAGGCCUCUGGUACGUGGUCUCCAUGGCUUCUGACUGCAAGGUCUUCCUGGGCAAGAAGGACCACUUACUGAUGUCCACCAGUACCGUCAAGGCCAUCACGGGGGGCAACCUCAGCGUCCACAUGGAGUUUCCUCGGGCUGAUCGCUGUAACCAGGUGGACGCCGAGUACCUGAAAGUGGGCUCCGAGGGGCACUUCAGAGUCCCGGCCCUGGGCUACCUCGACGUGCGCAUCGUGGACACGGACUACAGCUCCUUCGCCGUGGUGUACAUCUACAAGGAGCUGGAGGGGGCGCUCAGCACCAUGGUGCAGCUCUACAGCCGGACCCAGGAGGCGAGCCCCCAGGCUGUGAAGGCCUUCCAGGACUUCUACCCGACCGUCGGGCUCCCGGAUGACAUGAUGGUUACGCUGCCCAAGUCAGGGCGAGCCAGAGCAGCAGUCUUGUCACCGGCGUCGUCCAGACCCACAACCCUCCCGGCCCCCAUGCCUUGGGCCACCCUCUCCUCCUUCCCAUCCCCCAUGGGUGUCUCCUGGCCUCUGCCUUCCACUCAAUAAACAGAUUCUGCAGCUGAAGCUCCUCCUGUUUGGAUGAGACCCUCUGGGAGGGCACAGUGGGCC